AUGGCGGACCCUGGUUGUUUGGCGGAAGCCGAGGCUGCUGGAACGUGUCCUGCACUUGUUCUCGGCCUAAAUCCGACUCUGGGCUGGAGGGAGCGACUGCGGGCCAGAUUGGCGGGGACUGGGGCCUCGUUGUGGUUCGUGGCGGGACUGGGACUGCUUUACGCUCUGAGGAUCCCUUUGAGGCUGUGUGAGAAUUUGGCAGCGGUGACUGUAUUUUUAAAUUCACUGACACCCAAAUUCUAUGUGGCACUUACAGGGACAUCUUCAUUGAUAUCAGGAUUAAUAUUUAUAUUUGAAUGGUGGUACUUCCAUAAACAUGGCACAUCUUUUAUUGAGCAAGUAUCUGUAAGCCAUUUGCGACCACUGAUGGGAGGAACAGAGCACAGCAUUUCAGAACCAGGUUCUCCUUCCAGGAACAGAGAAAAUGAAACCAGCAGACAGAAUUUGUCAGAAUGUAAGGUGUGGAGAAACCCUCUAAAUCUUUUCAGAGGAGCAGAAUAUAGGAGAUACACUUGGGUGACUGGUAAAGAGCCACUUACAUACUAUGACAUGAACUUGUCAGCUCAGGACCAUCAGACCUUUUUCACCUGUGACACAGAUUUUUUACGUCCUUCAGACACAGUUAUGCAGAAGGCAUGGAGGGAAAGAAAUCCUCCAGCUCGAAUCAAAGCAGCCUAUCAAGCCUUAGAAUUAAACAAUAACUGUGCCACUGCAUACGUUCUACUGGCUGAGGAAGAAGCAACAACUAUUGUAGAUGCUGAAAGGUUAUUUAAACAGGCACUCAAGGCAGGAGAAACAAUUUAUAGGCAGUCACAGCAAUGCCAGCACCAAAGUCCUCAGCAUGAAGCUCAACUGAGGAGAGAUACCAAUGUACUGGUAUAUAUUAAAAGAAGAUUGGCAAUGUGUGCAAGAAAAUUAGGAAGAAUAAGAGAAGCAGUAAAAGUAAUGCGAGAUUUGAUGAAAGAAUUUCCUCCUCUUACCGUGUUGAACAUCCAUGAAAAUCUCUUAGAAUCACUUUUAGAAUUACAGGCCUAUGCGGAUGUUCAGGCAGUCCUAGCAAAAUAUGAUGAUAUAAGCCUUCCAAAGUCAGCAGCAAUCUGUUACACAGCAGCACUGCUGAAGACAAGGACAGUUUCAGAUAAAUUCUCUCCAGAAACAGCCUCCAAAAGAGGGUUAAGCACAGCAGAAAUUAAUGCCGUGGAAGCAAUUCAUAGAGCUGUGGAAUUUAAUCCUCAUGUUCCAAAAUAUUUAUUAGAGAUGAAAAGUUUAAUUUUACCUCCAGAACACAUUCUGAAACGGGGUGAUAGUGAAGCAAUUGCUUAUGCUUUCUCUCAUCUUCAGCACUGGAAGCGAAUAGAAGGUGCUCUUAAUCUGUUACAGUGUACAUGGGAAGGCACUUUUAGAAUGAUUCCACACCCAUUAGAGAAAGGACAUCUAUUUUACCCUUAUCCUAGCUGCACAGAGACGGCUGAUAGAGAGCUAUUACCUCCUUUUCAUCAUGUUUCUGUUUACCCAAAGAAGGAGCUUCCUUUGUUCAUCCAUUUCACAGCGGGAUUUUGCUCUUCUACAGCGGUGAUAGCCGUUCUCACACACCAGCUUCCUGAAAUCAUGGGCAUUUUGUUAAAGCUGUAAUAAGAGUUAAAACCCAAAAAGAAAAUGCUGAUUAAUAUAUUCCCCAAAAUAAAAACACUGAGAACCAUGGACAAACUAGUCCUUACUUGGUAAUGUAUUUUCUGUAAUUUUCUCUAUAUGCCUCCAUUCUAACUUGUUUCCUCAGAGUUUCUUUUUCGGCCUUAAGAAUAGUUUAUUUUGUGCCUUUUUUCUGGCACCAGUGGUAAGAGCAGUGGUUUCCCUUUUUCCCUGAAGGUCAACCAUAUAAUGUGUUAAGUUGCCACUGGCUGUAGGCCUAGGAGUCUGAGUCUGCACUUGAUUCUGGGUCAAACUUCAAGAAGAAUGACUUCCCACUGUUGUUCAGGGAGGAUAGUUAUUUGGUUUGGAAACUGACUAUUCUAUUUCUUUUUGGUGUAAAAUGAACACUUAGUGAUCAUACUCAUAACUGUUAUUUGCAAUAGUGCUAAUAGUUGAGUGAGUGCAUCUCAAACUGAAAUGACCUUGCUAUGUAAUCUGGCAUGGAAUAAAAAUGGACUAGAAAGAGAAUUCCAUCCAUUUAAUAGCGGGAAAGAAAAAGUGCAACUGUGUAUGUGAGAUCACAGGCAAGCAAUGGGAGAGAUGAUUCUUGGAUUUGUCUGCGGCAAGAGGAAUGGGAAGAGAGUGAAAGAGAGCAAGGAGGGAGAUCUAGAAUCUGGAAUAGAUAUAUAGCAACUGUUAAUAGUGUAUUUCCAUGGGGUACUAGCCACAAUUAAUGUUUAUAGUUUCUGCCUUUAGCUAGGCUGUCACUAAUGGCACCAGCAGAACCUUUUUAUUUUUAAAUUUUAAAUUUUUUUAAUACUUUAAGUUCUAGGGUACAUGUGCAGAUCGUGUAGGUUUGUUACGUAGGUGUACAUGUGCCAUGGUGGUGGUUUGCUGCAUCCAUCGCCCCGUCAUCUACAUUAGGUAUUUCUCCUAAUGCUAUCCCUCCCCAAUCCCCCCACCCCCUGCUAUUCCUCCCCUAGCCCCCACCCCCCAGGCCCUGCUGUGUGAUGUUCCCUUCCCUGUGUCCAUGUGUUCUCAUUGUUCAACACCCACUUAUGAGUGAGAACAUGCAGUGUUUGGUUUUAUGUUCUUGUGUCAGUUUGCCGAGAAUGAUGGUUUCCAGUUUCAUCCAUGUCUUUGCCAAGGACUUGAAGUCAUCCUUCUUUACGUCUGCAUAGUACUCCAUGGUGUAUAUGUGCCACAUUUUCUUUAUCCAGUCUAUCAUUGAUGGGCAUUUGGGUUGAUUCCAAAUCUUUGCUAUUGUGAACAGUGCUGCAAUAAACAUAUGUGGCACUAGAAGAACCUUUAUGAUUACAUAGCCUAAGUUCCUUAGCACUCCUCUAGCAGAGACUGAGGAUGAAUAAUUACAUAUUUUAAAGUGGAAGCUUCUUUUUCAGGCCAACAGUUAUUGAUAUACUUUGGAUUUCCAAGGGCAGGUUCCAUGUAAGAGUUAAUGGGAAAUGACUGUGAUAUGGGCAGUUUCCAGCUUUUUUUUUUUUUUUUUUGAGAUAUAGUCUUAACUCUGUCACCCAGGCUAGAGUGCAGUGGCGUCAUCUUGGCUCACUGCAACCUCUGCCUCCUGGGUUCAAGUGAUUCUCCUGCCUCAGCCUCCUGAGUAGCUAGGACUACAGGCACACACCAUAACGCCUGCCUAAUUUUUGUAUUUAUAGUAGAGAUGGGGUUUUGCCAUGUUAGGCUGAUCUCAAACUCCUGACCCCAGGUGAUAACUCACCUUGGCCUCCCAAAGUGCUGGGAUUACAGGGGUGAGCCACUGUGCCCUGCCAGUUUCCAGCUUCUAAACACAAUGUGUAAAUGCCUUUAUAGACAGAUAAACAGCAAGGAAACUAGAGGCUUAAAAUACAUUUCUUCACUACUUAUAGAGUGUGCUCUAUGCAGAUGCUUUAGGAGCAUUACCAUCAGGCAGGAGCUCAUUAAAAAUGCAUAACCUCAGGCACCACUGCAGACCUUCUGAAUCAGAAUCUGCAUUUUAAUAAGAUCCCCAGGUGAUCUUACACACACACACACACACACACACACACAUUUAAAGCUUCAGGAAACUUGCUGUACUCUAGCCCCAACAUGAAGCAUUUAGAACAGCAAGAUAGUGCGGCCUUGUCAAGGAGGAGGCAGCAUUGUUGAGUGGUUAUGAAAUAGACUCUGGGAGGCAGGCUGCUUUGCUUUAAAUUCUAGCCUUGAAAUAUUGCUGUACAAUCUCAGGUAAGUGACGUAAUUUCUCUAUCCUUAGUUGGAAAAUGAGAAUAAUACUACCUCUGAUGGGUUUUGGUGAGGGUUAAAUGAGUUUGAAAUACUGAAGUGUUAGGACUGCAGUAAAAAGUAGGUGAGUGUUAGCUGUCGUUGCUGCCUUCAUUGUCAGCAUCAACACGAAAAUACAGCAGUAAUGGGAAACCCUACCCCCAUCUUGUUUAAAGGAGAUAUGUCCUAACAGGAAGCUCAAAAUGCAUUUUUUCCACAGACACUACAGUAUAAAUGGUGGUUGGGAUCAUUUUGAAAACACUAUUAGUAGGCCAGGUGCGAUGGCUCUCAUGCCUGUAAUCCCAGCAAUUUGGGAGGCUGAGGCAGGUGGAUCACUUGAGCUCAGGAGUUCAUGACCAGCCUAGGGAACAUGGUAAAACCCCAUCUCUACCAAAUAUACAAAAAAAUUAGCCAGGUGUGGUGAUAUAUACCUGUGGUCCCAGCUACUCAGGAGGCUGGAAUGGGAGGAUUGCUUGAGCCUGGGAGGUGGAGGUUGCAGUGAGCCAAGAUCUCACUAUUGCACUCCAGCCUGGGCAACAGAGCAAGAUCCUGUCUCAAAAAUAUAUGUGUGUGUGUGUGUGUGUGUGUGUGUGUAUUAGUACUCUGCCUCUGGUACAUUAUGUGUAUGUGAAAUAUAGAAAGUGGAGAAAUGUGGUGGCUCAUGCCUGUAAUCCUAGCACUUUGGGAGGCCGAGGCAGGCAGAUCACUUGAGGUCAGGAGUUUGAGACCAGCCUGGCCAACAUGGUGAAACCCCAUCUCUAUUAAAAAUACAAGAAUCAGCGGGGCAUAGUGGCAGGUGCCUGUAAUUGCAGCUACUGAGGAAGCUGAGGCAGGGGAAUCACUUGAACCCAGGAGGUGGAGGUUUCAGUGAGCUCCACAUGGCACCAAUGCACUCCACCCUGGGUGACAGUGAGACUCUGUCUCAAAAAAAAAAAAAAGAAAAGAGAGUGGAGCAAUGUUUCACGUUCUAGGUAUUGAUUAAACUACCUUGCAGAACAGAGCCUGUUGGUAAGUUGCAAACUGUCUGUGUUAGGAUUUCCAGUUAACUCAGAUAUUUCAUAGCCAAAUAAAGUAGAAAUUGGUGAAGAAUCUUGUAGACAUACUUGUUCUAUUUCAGAAGACAGACUUUUAAAAAAUUUCCUAAACGUCUUUGUUAUCAUUAUCUUUUUCUCAUCUGAUAUCUUUUUGUAAGAGCUCACAUGCCAGAGCAAAUUGAAUUUGAAUUUCUUAAAAUGUAUUUGUUACAAAAAUUGCAUUUUUGUGAGGCCAGGCACUGGGGACAUUUUAAAUAACUCUCACUGUACAUCAGAUUUAGAGAAAUGAAAGGAAAUGGACUAGACUGGCUAAUGGUUUUAGUGCCUCUUCUUUUGCAUGGUAUCAGACUAUGUGGACUAGACUUCAUUUUAGCAAGUUAAGAUUUUUUUCUCCUGGCUGAGAUGAAAACCUAGUCUGACAUUAGACAUAGAGCAAUGAAAAAGUGUUGCAUAAAUCCCUGGAGAUGUGGAAUGUGCUUAUAUCAGAGCUGAUAUUCUCUAAGGCCAGAAUUCCUGAAAAAGGAAAAAUUGCUUUUAAGUGGUAGGUCAUUUUCUCACCUGCUUUGAAGCCUGCUGGAUUAAAUAUGAGAGUUCAAAGUAAGGGUAGCCAGCAAACCAACUGAACUGGAAUCUGAUUCUGCUUAUCUGAAAGGAGCUUCUUUAUUUAAGAACAACACUGCCCUCUCUUUAGAGAACCAAUCUUCUGCUCUGGCCCCUUUCAUUUCUCUUUUGCAAGAAAAGUGUUCUUAGCAAGGCUUGGGAGGGUGUUAUCACAACAGUAAAAAGACUUAAAGAUGAUCUUGGGGGUUUCACUAACUUAUUGAUAAACUCAGGCUUGUGGUAUGUGACUUUAGUGUUUUGAAUUCAGAAGUGUGUUUAAAUAUAAAAGUCUCUAGUUGGGGCUGGGUGCAGUGGUUCACGGUUGUAAUCUCAGCACUUUGGGAGGCCAAGGCCGGCAGAUCACUUGAGUUCAGGAGUUUGAGACUAGCCUGGCCAACAUGGUGAAACCCCGUCUCUACUAAAAAUACCAAAAAAUUAGCCAGGUUUGGUGGUGCUUGCCUAUAAUCCCAGCUACUUUAGAGGCUAAGGCAAGAGAAUGGCUUGAACCCGGGAAGCAGAGGUUGCAGUGAGCCGAGAUCGUCCCACUGCACUCCAGCCUGAAUGACAGAACAAGAUUCCAUCUCAAAAAAAAAAAAAAAAAAAAGUUCCUACUUGGGUUUUAACUAAACAGGGUAGUCUUUGCAAUUCUG
Molecule: messenger RNA, 6169 nt
Organism: Callithrix jacchus (white-tufted-ear marmoset)
Lineage: Eukaryota; Metazoa; Chordata; Mammalia; Primates; Cebidae
Gene: ST7L
Product: suppression of tumorigenicity 7 like
Molecular function (GO): protein binding
Source: RefSeq, a predicted model, not a curated record